Molecule: messenger RNA, 3174 nt
Organism: Pipistrellus nathusii (Nathusius's pipistrelle)
Lineage: Eukaryota; Metazoa; Chordata; Mammalia; Chiroptera; Vespertilionidae
Source: the annotation of a GenBank genome assembly
AUGUUUGGCCGCUCGCGGAGCUGGGUGGGCGGGGGCCAUGGCAAGUCUUCCCGCAACAUCCACUCCUUGGACCACCUCAAGUAUUUGUACCACGUUUUAACCAAAAACACCACAGUCACAGAACAGAACCGGAACCUGCUAGUGGAGACUAUCCGUUCCAUCACUGAGAUCCUGAUUUGGGGAGAUCAGAAUGACAGCUCUGUGUUUGACUUCUUCCUGGAGAAGAAUAUGUUUGUUUUCUUCCUGAACAUCCUGCGGCAGAAAUCAGGCCGCUAUGUGUGCGUUCAGCUGUUGCAGACCUUGAACAUCCUCUUUGAGAAUAUCAGUCACGAGACCUCACUUUAUUAUUUGCUCUCUAAUAAUUAUGUAAAUUCUAUCAUUGUCCAUAAGUUUGACUUUUCCGAUGAAGAGAUUAUGGCAUAUUAUAUAUCAUUCCUGAAAACACUUUCGUUAAAACUCAACAACCACACUGUCCAUUUUUUUUACAAUGAGCACACUAAUGACUUUGCCCUGUACACAGAAGCCAUCAAAUUUUUCAAUCACCCUGAAAGCAUGGUUAGAAUUGCUGUCAGAACCAUCACGUUGAACGUCUACAAAGUGGAUAACCAGGCCAUGCUACAUUAUAUCAGAGAUAAAACUGCUGUCCCUUACUUCUCCAAUUUGGUCUGGUUCAUCGGGAGCCACGUGAUCGAACUUGAUAACUGUGUGCAGACUGAUGAGGAGCACCGGAAUCGAGGAAAACUGAGUGACCUGGUGGCUGAGCACCUGGACCACCUGCACUAUCUUAAUGACAUCCUGAUCAUCAACUGUGAGUUCCUCAAUGACGUGCUCACGGACCACCUGCUCAACAGACUCUUCCUACCCCUCUACGUGUACUCACUGGAGAACCAGGACAAGGGUGGAGAACAACGGCCCAAAAUCAGCUUGCCGGUGUCUCUCUAUCUUCUGUCACAGGUCUUCCUCAUUAUACAUCAUGCACCCCUGGUGAACUCGUUAGCUGAAGUCAUUCUGAAUGGUGAUCUGUCUGAGAUGUACGCUAAGACUGAACAGGAUGUUCAGAGAAGUUGUGCCAAGCCGAACAUUCGGUGCUUUGUUAAACCCACCGAAACACUCGAGCGGUCCCUUGAAAUGAACAAGCACAAAGGCAAGCGGCGGGUACAAAAGAGACCUAACUACAAAAAUGUCGGAGAGGAAGAAGACGAGGAGAAAGGGCCCACUGAGGAUGCCCAAGAUGACGCCGAGAAGGCUAAAGGUACAGAGGGUGGUUCAAAAGGCAUCAAGACGAGUGGGGAGAAUGAAGAGAUAGAGAUGGUGAUCAUGGAGCGCAGCAAGCUCCCAGAGCUGGCGGCCAGCACCUCCAUGCAGGAGCAGAACACCACAGAUGAGGAGAAGAGCGCCGCCACGGGCUUGGAGAGUGUGCAGUGGAACAGGCCCUUCCUAGACAUGGUGUACCAUGCCCUGGAUAGCCCAGACGAUGAUUACCACGCACUUUUUGUGCUCUGCCUCCUCUACGCCAUGUCUCACAACAAAGGCAUGGAUCCUGAAAAACUAGAGCGAAUCCAGCUCCCAGAGCCCAGUGCUGCUGAGAAGACCGUCUACAACCACCUACUGGCCGAAAGACUCAUCAGGAUCAUGAACAGUGCUGCCCAGCCAGAUGGGAAGAUCCGGUUGACAACACUGGAGCUGAGCUGCCUGCUCCUAAAGCAGCAAGUGGUGACCAGCACGGGCUGCAUCAUCAAGGAUGUGCACCUAGCCUGUCUGGAGGGUGCGAGAGAAGAAAGCGUUCACCUACUGCGGCACUUUUAUAAGGGAGAAGAAAUAUUUUUGGAUAUGUUUGAAGACGAGUACAGGAGCAUGACAAUGAAGCCCAUGAACGUGGAAUAUCUCAUGAUGGACGUCUCCAUCCUGCUGCCCCCCACGGGCACGCCACUGACGGGCAUUGACUUUGUGAAGCGGCUGCCAUGUGGUGACGUGGAGAGGACGCGGCGGGCCAUCCGGGUGUUCUUCAUGCUCCGUUCGCUGUCACUGCAACUGCGAGGGGAGCCGGAGACCCAGUUGCCACUGACUCGGGAGGAAGAUCUGAUUAAAACCGAUGACGUCCUAGAUCUCAACAACAGCGACCUGAUUGCGUGCACGGUGAUCACCAAGGAUGGCGGCAUGGUCCAGCGGUUCCUGGCUGUCGAUAUUUACCAGAUGAGUUUGGUGGAGCCCGAUGUGUCCAGGCUUGGCUGGGGAGUGGUCAAGUUCGCGGGCCUCCUGCAGGACAUGCAGGUGACUGGUGUGGAGGAUGACAGCCGUGCCCUAAAUAUCACUAUCCACAAGCCUGCCUCCAGCCCCCACUCCAAGCCCUUCCCCAUCCUCCAGGCCACCUUUGUCUUCUCGGACCACAUCCGCUGCAUCAUUGCCAAGCAGCGCCUGGCCAAGGGCCGCAUCCAGGCGAGGCGCAUGAAGAUGCAGAGGAUAGCUGCCCUCCUGGACCUCCCGAUCCAGCCAACCACUGAAGUCCUAGGAUUCGGACUCGGCUCCUCUUCCUCCCAGCACCUGCCUUUCCGAUUCUACGACCAGUGCCGCCGAGGCAGCAGUGACCCCACAGUGCAGCGCUCUGUGUUCGCGUCCGUGGACAAGGUACCAGGCUUUGCUGUGGCCCAGUGCAUAAACCAGCACAGCUCACCAUCCCUGUCAUCGCCCUCACCAUCUGCCAGCGGGAGCCCCAGCGGCAGCGGGAGCACCAGCCACUGCGACUCAGGAGGUGCCAGCUCCUCGUCCACCUCCUCUGUUGCCCAGAGCCCAUCAGAUGACGCCGUGACUCUGGAACAGCCGCAGCCUAACCUUCCCAACCAGUUGGUGAUCGUCAACGAAAUGGAAGCAGAUGCCAGGUCCUGCAAGAGCCUGGCCAAGAGUAUGGACGUGGAGACGGUCAGCCUGUCCCCCAGCCUCACCCCGGCCCAGCAGCCCGCCAUCUCCCUGCUCUGCGAGGACACGGCCGACGCGCUGAGCGUGGAGUCGCUGACCCUCGUCCCGCCUGUGGACCCCGACAGCCUCCAUACCCUGGCAGGCAUCCCCCCGCCACCCACUCUCGCCGCCGAGGGCACGGGGACCCCAGGCGCCGAGGGCACGGGGACCCCAGGCGAGGAGACUGCGCAUCCGGAGCCAGUAGGCUCCGCUGAGCACUAG